AUGGUGGUUCUUUCGUUAUCCCACAACACCUCGCCUUAUGUCCACAACGGCCGCACCUGUUGCAUCUCUGUGCUUAUAAAAUACAUGCCCCAGCAUCCUCGCAUUGUGAGACUCUUCCCAUUCUUACGGUUCGACCCCUUCCUGCUUCAUCUUCCUGUCCCAUGUGGUAGUGUCCCUACCUGUUAUAACUGCUUUCUCUUUUUUAUCAUUGUCCUUUCUUUUCUCUUUCAAGUUUCCUCUUUUCUUUCCCUUUUACACAAAUACGAUUUCACACACUGUCCGGCUGUAACAGAGAUAUACACUUUCUUCCUCUCUCUGGUUUUCCUUUUUCUUUCCUUCUUUCUUCUUCUGUAUACAGUUCAGUUCAAACACGAUUCAACUGCAACAGGUAUAUACACUUUCUUCCUCUCUCGGAUUUUCUUCUUUCUUUCUUUCUUUCUUUCUUUACACAAUUCAGCUUGUAACAGAGAUAUAUACUUUCUUCCUCUCUGGUUUUCUCUUUUCUUCAAACGCAGUUUGUAUUCUCAACGUACAAAUUCCUUCUUCUGUGAUAAAUAA
Messenger RNA from Acanthosepion pharaonis, 558 nucleotides. NCBI's taxonomy places the organism in Eukaryota, Metazoa, Mollusca, Cephalopoda, Sepiida, Sepiidae. The record is from the annotation of a GenBank genome assembly.